Entrophospora candida is the source of this 2100-nucleotide messenger RNA. The record is from the annotation of a GenBank genome assembly. NCBI's taxonomy places the organism in Eukaryota, Fungi, Glomeromycota, Glomeromycetes, Entrophosporales, Entrophosporaceae.
AUGGAUCGUCAAAGUAUAUUAGCAACGUACGGCAUCCCAAUCACAUCUCCUCCACGCUCAAAUAGUAAUAGUGGCAAUAGUAAGAGCUCUCGAAGAACAGCCCAAGGUAUUAACGUUGGAAAUGUUGGACGUAAUAGCAAAGGAUAUUCGGUGACUGCCUUAUACUCUAUGGCUGCUGAACAAGAUGUUGAAUCUAAAAAAAAUUUUAUAUUGGAAAGAGAUGUUAGAUACUUGGAUUCUCGAAUUGCAUUAUUAAUUCAAAAUCGUAUGGCAUUAGAUGAGAAACAAGAAGUGGAAAGUUCGCUUUAUGACACAGAGCCACUAGAAGGUACAUUUCCAGAUGAUCGUAAACAACAGCAAUAUGGAAAUCUUUUCUUCUUGCUACAAACUGAACCAGGACAUAUCGCAACUUUAUGCCGACUGGUCAGCAUAUCAGAGAUUGACACUUUAUUACAAACUGUGAUGUUUACACUUUAUGGUAAUCAAUAUGAAAGCAGGGAAGAGCAUUUAUUGUUAACUAUGUUUCAGUCGGUAUUAUCAGCACAAUUUGAAACUACAUUAGACUUUAAUUCUUUACUUAGAGCAAAUACACCAGUAUCACGUAUGAUGACCACUUAUACUCGUCGAGGACCUGGACAAAGUUAUUUAAAAUCGGUAUUAUCGGAAAGAAUUAAUAAUCUGAUUGAACAUAAAGAAUUGAAUUUGGAAAUCAAUCCACUUAAAGUUUAUGAACAAAUUAUAAGAAAAUAUGAAGAUGAUGCUGGCCAACUGCCACCUAAUUUACAAAGAAGUGUCACGCCGGAUGUUGCUGCUGCAAAUCCCGAUGUACAAAAAAUCAUAGCACCUCGUUUAGACAUGUUAAUAGAAAUUGCAAAUGGAUUUCUUACGACUAUAAUUCAAUCUAUUGAUCAAGUACCUUAUGGUAUUCGUUGGAUAUGUAAACAAAUUCGUUCAUUAACAAAACGAAAAUAUCCAGACGCAACAGAAUUUGCAAUAUGUUCGUUGAUUGGUGGGUUCUUCUUUCUAAGAUUUGUGAAUCCUGCAAUAGUUACACCUCAAGCAUAUAUGUUGGUGGAUGGAAUACCUGGAAACCAUCCAAGAAGAACUUUAACCUUGAUUGCAAAAAUGUUACAAAAUCUUGCAAAUAAACCAACAUAUUCGAAAGAAGAAUAUAUGAUAAUGAUCAAUUCGUUCGUCGAACACAAUAAACAAAGAAUUAAUAAAUUUUUACUUGAAUUAUGUGAAGUUGGUGAUUUUUAUGAGAGUUUAGAGAUGGAUCAAUACAUGGCACUUUCCAAAAAAGAUUUAGUACUAAAUAUUACAUUAAAUGAAAUAUAUAACACUCACUCACUAUUGUUACAGCAUCAAAAUGUUUUGGCACCAUCUGAAAAAUCUCACCUGCGUAUACUGUUAGAUGAAAUUGGUAUAGCUCCUUCACAAGUACCUAGAAAAGAAAAUAGAACCAUGCAACUUCCAUUAUUUAGUCGAUGGGAAACUCCAAUACAAGACAUUGCAUCAGCAUUUGUAUCAGACAAUGUGACACAGAAUGAUAUUCUUUAUAUGGAGACAAAAUCAAUAUUUGUACAAUUGAUUAGAUCUAUGCCACGUAUGGCGGAGAAACGGCCACUAAAUUUAUAUUUGAUUGCUGAGAUAGCUGCCACAUCAAAAGAUGUAUCUUUAGUACGUAAAGGUAUAAAGGUGAAAGAAAUGCUUUCGGAAUUAGAAGAGGCGCAUGUAAUUGAUCGUAGAGAUGGGUAUCGACUUAUGACUGAAGAGGUGGCAACUGAAUUAGCUCAUUUGGGUAAUAUUCGUGAGAAAGUCACCCAAGAAAUUCAAUCCCUGGAGGAAGUUUUUAAAACUAUAGGUGAUCACAAUAAUUAUUUGAGAAGUCAAUUGGAUAGUUAUAAAGCAUAUUUGUUUAAUGUGAGACAGCACUCAUCAAAAGAGGCUCCUAGUGGUAUAGGAACUAGUGUGGUGAAAGUUGGUAAUAAAGAAAAGAAGCCACAGAAAGUUAAGGUGUUGGGACCUUAUAAAUUUACAUAUGCACAAUUAGAAAGAGAUGAAAUUAUUGUGGAAAACAAUGUUCCCGAAAAUCGGUAG